AUUACUUCUCUCUUUUGAAGUUGCGCGCCAAAGCCCGCUGCUUUGACAGUCAGCUUGUUUUGACAAGUUGGUUUCUCCUUUUUAUCUUACUUUGCCUAUUCAUCGUUUAUAAAUCGUUUAUGGAUUCACAGUCGUAUAUGCCCGUACCUCCGGGUAUCGGGAUGGAGGAGAACUAUUUCUCCCUGGAUGAUAUUUUGUUGUCUCAGGAGAGGCUGCCGAGCAGGACAGAGUGCGCGUUCCCACGGCUCGGGUUCCUUGAGAAGUCCAGCGAGAAUCGAGAUAUACCUGAGGGUAAUAAGAUGGAGAUGCCACUGUGGCUGGCCAAGGGUCUGUAUGAGAAGAAGAGGCGAGUGCUGUCCGUGGAGCUGCCCAAGGUCUAUCGUGAGGGUUGGAGGACUGUGUUUGGAGCAGAUCCCACUGUCGUAGACCUUCACAAAAUGGGGCCCUAUUACUAUGGCUUAGGUUCCCAGAUGCUGCAUUUCGACAGUCCUGAAAACCCAGAGAUUGCUCAGACUGUACUCCAGACCUUUAUCGGCCGUUUCCGCCGGACCAUGGACUCGUCCCAGAACGCCUACAAUGAGGACACAUCAGCGCUGGUGGAGCGUUUGGACUAUUUAGAGAGAAGCUUGUUUAAGGCUGGACAAAGUGGACUUAAUAGUUUCCAGCAGUGGGAAAAAGGUCGGUCCUCUCACCUCACUGCUUCUAGUCUAGUUGUCAACUACAGAAAGAGAAAAAUCACCGACCUCCAGACCUAAGAGGCGGUCUUAGACAACAGCCUGAUAAGACGGACUGGAGUAAGAGCGGUGUAGAGGUUAUUUAGAGUUUCUUGUGAGUAUAUGAGACCUUUUGUGCGUUAUUUCUAAAUGUAUAAACUUUUUUAUAUUUUACUGUAAUGUAUGUCGCUUUGUGUUUACAUUUUGGUAUAAAGUCAAUAAAUCCAGUUAUCCAAUUA
Misgurnus anguillicaudatus (oriental weatherfish) is the source of this 952-nucleotide messenger RNA. It is a transcript of the gene gins3, whose product is annotated as GINS complex subunit 3. Gene Ontology annotation, cellular component: GINS complex. Gene Ontology annotation, biological process: mitotic DNA replication initiation. The record is from RefSeq and is a predicted model, not a curated record. NCBI's taxonomy places the organism in Eukaryota, Metazoa, Chordata, Actinopteri, Cypriniformes, Cobitidae.